GCGCUUGCGGGCGAGCCCUUCACGCACGAGGAGCUUUGUCAUCCCGGCCCGGAUGGCGCUCCCCUUGCGCUCUCUAUAUUCCGCCCACCGCAGGAGGAGGAUGACGCCGCUUCCGAGGUUAUAGCCGGUCGGCCAUGCAUUGUUUGGACUCACGGGGGCGGAAUGCUAUUGCGAAAUCGCUUCAUAGGCCUCAAGGUUCCCCUCGCAUGGGCGAAGGCGUGCGGCGCUGUCGUCGUCAGCGUGGAGUAUCGCGUUGCGCCAGAACACCUGGCUCCAGCGGCCGUGGAAGACUGCUAUGCUGCGCUAUGUUGGAUAUACGACGCCGAUAACGCGGAGAAGCUUGGGGUCGAUCAAAAGAAACUUCUUCUUAGCGGUGUGAGUGCGCCACCGGGAUAUGGCAAGCCGGCGGUAGCGCAACGCUGCACGUGUGGGAAGGCAUUCACGCGUUCGAAGUCUUGGCACCUACCGCGACCCUGUCGAUGUUAUCGAUCACGACCGGCGGCGCGUGGGUAA
Molecule: messenger RNA, 513 nt
Organism: Hypoxylon trugodes
Lineage: Eukaryota; Fungi; Ascomycota; Sordariomycetes; Xylariales; Hypoxylaceae
Product: Alpha/Beta hydrolase protein
Exons: 1
Molecular function (GO): hydrolase activity
Source: RefSeq, a predicted model, not a curated record